This is a messenger RNA of Gymnogyps californianus (California condor), 1263 nucleotides long. Its product is annotated as basic proline-rich protein-like. The transcript has 2 exons. The record is from RefSeq and is a predicted model, not a curated record. Lineage: Eukaryota; Metazoa; Chordata; Aves; Accipitriformes; Cathartidae. The coding region runs from base 1 to 1263 and encodes 420 amino acids.
AUGAAGAGAGAUGCCCUGAAAAGAGCGGGACAAGAACCACUGGCUUCUCUGAUAGCGACCAGGGCCGGCGAUUUGUCCGCCGGUGUCCCCCGGCUACCGCAGGCGGGCGCGGCUAAAGGCCGGAGGAGCCGCCACCGAGGCCUUCCCGCCGCCGGUGAGUGCCAGGAGGGGUUCCCGCUCAGGGCUCGACGGCAGCGGGGGGCUCCCACGGGGCAGGGAGGCGGGAAGGCGGCAGCGACCCGAGCAGGGCAGGGGCUGCGCUGGGACCCCCCUGUGCGUGAGGGGCGCCGGGGCGGGACGGUGCGGGGAAGAGAACCGGCUCCGCUAGCGGCUCCCGCCCCCCGGCCCCCUCCCAGGCAGCCGUGCCCCCUCGGCGGGCUCCCGCCGUCGCCGCGACGGGGACCCUCUCGCUCCUCCUCUCAGCCCGCAGGCGGCACUGGCCGGCCGCUCAGGCGGAGUUUGCUUCCUCAGGGACGGGCCCGCUCCGGGGUCUCUGCGGGGGAAGCGCCUGAGCUCGGCGGCCACGGCGCUGAGGAAAUGGCGGCCGCGGCAACGGCCCGCCCGGUGUCCCGCGGCCGGGUCCCCUCACCGCCUGCCCUGCCCGCUCCUCCCAAGGGAUUUGCCCCGUGGGGAGCGGGACACCCCCGUCACCCUCCCGGCACAGGCCGGGAUCGAGCCGCAGCGCCAGGCCAGGAGCCGAAGGCGCCAUGGCAAACCGCGCCUUCGCACCUCGGGGCCGGCGGGCCGCCCCAUGAAAAUGUCGGCGCGAAAGAACAGGGUGGGGAAGAGAAAACACCUCCCCCGCCCGAGCGGGUGCCGGGCCCUCAGGGAGCCGUCCGCGCCCAGCAGCCCGCCCCUCCGCCCCUCCUGGGGCGAGGAGAAGCCGUCGACGGAAAAAUCCCCACCGAGCACCGGAGGGCCGGCGGACGGAGCUCGCCGAGGCGGAGCAGCGACCGGCCAGGCACAGGGCCGCGGGGCGGGCAGGAACGAAGCCGCACACCGAGCAGCGUGCCCCCGGGAGCGCCUCGCCGGGGCCGCCCCGGGGGGAGCGCGCAGCCGGGGCAGCGGUGCGAAGCCGCUCCGGUGGAGCGGCUUCGCACCGCUGCCCCGGCUGCGCGCUCCCCCCGGGGGUCCCCCUCGGUGCAGAUCCUCCGCGGCCGCCUUGGCUGCGGUGCCAGCGCGGAGCUGGCUCCGCACGCCGGCCCGGCUCUGCCCGCACCGCCGUGGCGGGAAGUGCCCGUCCGUCCCCGCCGAAAAAAAUAG